Oncorhynchus gorbuscha (pink salmon) is the source of this 6438-nucleotide messenger RNA. RefSeq names its product M-phase phosphoprotein 8-like. Bases 205 to 5640 code for a protein of 1811 amino acids. Gene Ontology annotation, cellular component: nucleus; cytoplasm. The record is from RefSeq and is a predicted model, not a curated record. The transcript is spliced from 9 exons. Gene Ontology annotation, molecular function: protein binding. Lineage: Eukaryota; Metazoa; Chordata; Actinopteri; Salmoniformes; Salmonidae.
UACUCAGUCAGCCCGCCUAGUCUAUCAGCCCCCCGCUCUUUAAUGUUAGUUAACCAGCUAGCCUAACCUACAGUUGUUGUGGCUAACAAAGCUAAUAAAAAUUGCUAGCGUGUACUGUAGAUAGUUAGCUAUCUCAGGGCUUGGCUUUAAUACCGGCGAAGGCAUAAUAAGAUAAUUACUGUUGUUUAUUCCUGUUACGAUAAAAUGGCGGAAAAGCCAGAGGCUGGAGACAGCGAAGACGAGGUUGAAGAUGUUUACGAAGUGGAGAGGAUUAUUGACAUGCGAACGGAGGAGGGGGAGGUCCUGUACCGCGUUCGCUGGAAGAACUACUCAUCUGACGAUGACACCUGGGAGCCUGAGGCCCACCUGGAGGAUUGCAGGGAGGUGCUGCUGGGCUACAAGAGGGCUCUGGCAGAGGCUAAGGUCAAGAAAGACCAAGAUGCUAAGAAGGGCAUGAAGCUGCCCAUGAAGAGUGACGUGUUCGAUGCCGACUCUGACAGUGAUAAAGACAAGCCCACAGACCUGCCUGUCAAGAAAAAGAAAAAGAAGAAGCCCCAAGAAGAGGCACUUCCCUCGAAGGAGAAGAGGAAAAAGAAGAAAGACAAGCGCAAGGAGGACUUCAGGCCUCGUCCGGCACCAGAGUCUGAUGAAGAGGAGCUUUCCCCUCCCCCGACCCCGGGCCGCAAUACCAAGAUGUCAGACUCCAAGAAGAGAUUUGUUGAAUCUGAUGAGGAAGAAGCCCCCGUGCCCUCAAAGAAGCACAGGAAGGACAAGUCCAAGGAAGGAGGAAAGCAUAGGAAAAAACAUAACAUGGAGGAAGGGAAGAAGAAAAAGACAAAGAAGGAUCAAAGGGGUGAUCUGGAGUCCACUGAAGAUGAGUCCACCGCCCCCCUGGAAGAGGAGCUUAGCGAGGGGCCAUCUGAGUCCCAGACGGAUGAUACCACACCAACUGAAAAGUCUCGCAAUGAUGACAAGCCCAAGAUUAAGAAGGGAAAGUCAGACCUGAGGCUGCAGGGCAUCAAGGACUUCCUUCAGGACAGGAAAGGCAAGAAGCCGGAAACUACUUCGCCCACACUCUCCACAAGCGGCCUUGCAAAACUCAAGAGCCUCGCCUCCUUCAAGAGCCAGAGCCGGGAUGAGCCCACACCAACCUCUGACUCCAGCGACACCCCAGCCCACGUCCACAAGAAGGCCAAGGGCAAAAGCCAGGAGGCAACUUCUGCACCACCAAAAAUCCCCUCGUCCUCCUCUGGUGCAGGGGCCAGCACCAGCAAGGCCCGAGAGGAGGAGUCUAAAGAGGAAGUGGGCGGGGAUAAGGAACCAGCCACCUCCACUAACCUGUUUGAGAAGUUCCUGCUGAACUGUGAGGCCAAGGACCGCGUUCCCCGCAAACAGAUGGUCCACCAGCCCACCCCUGCAGAGAACACUAAACCACUGAAGCUCAUAGGGAAAGUUGAGAAAAGGACCAAGCCGACAAAGGAGUCACCUGCUCGGAAGCCAGAACCAGACAAGACCAAACAUAAAGACGCAUUUCGGCCCAGUCAGAGCCCCGCUGCUGUGGAGACUAGUGACAAGGCGGAGGCAGAGGAUGAACCCGCCCAGAAGUCAAAGUUUGGUGGAGAUGAACGGAGGGAAGAGGCUCAACGCUUGGAGAGGAGGACCCAGGACGAUGACAGAAGGAGGAGGAGGAGGGAAGACAGCGAGCCACGCCUCUUCAUCGCCUGCGACGACAAUCAAGACGCCUUGGAGAGCGCCGACAAGUCUGACAAAGGACAAGCCUCUCUUAACCUUGGAAUGGACCUCAACUUGGACUGGAUGACACUGGAGGACUUUCAGAAACAUUUGAACGGAGAGGAUGAGAUUCUCUCUGCUCCACCGCUAUCUCCCAGUGAGCUGCGGGAUGCAGUGAAAAGCGGGGAUUACAUGUCUGUGAAACUUGCACUCAAUUCCAAAGAGGAUUACAAUCUAGACCAGGAGGCAUGCACUGUUGAACAGAAGAGUUUAAGUGGUAAAGAGAAGCAUUUAAAUGAGGAAAAGAAGAGUUUAAGUGAUAAUGAAGAGAGGCCUUCAUGUGCAGCAGAUAAUCCUCACCGUGAGAGGAGUCCUCUAUACAAAGGGCAUCAUUUACACAAGCAAGAGAAUCCUUCACGCAAUGAAGAGAAUCCUUCACGCAAUGAAGAGAAUCCUUCACGCAAUGAAGAGAAUCCUUCACGCAAUGAAGAGAAUCCUUCACGCAAUGAAGAGAAUCCUUCACGCAAUGAAGAGAAUCCUUCACGCAAUGAAGAGAAUCCUUCACGCAAUGAAGAGAAUACUUCAUGUGAUGUGGUGAAGACUUUAUGUGACAUGGAGAGAGCUUUAUGUGACAUAAAGAAUUGUGCUGAAGAGAGCAGUUCAAGUGACGACGAGAACAGUUCAGGUGAUGAGGUAGAAGGACAAAGACUGGAUUCAAAUGUCCCAAGUGGGUCAGAUCCUCUUCCAUCUAAAGCAGAAAGCUCCUGCAAUAAUAAUGAAUCUGAGCAGUCCCUUCAAAAAACCUCACAAGCUAAAAAACCUUGCCGCAAAAAAUGUGUGCCACGGAAAGGUACGAGGUCAAACUUACGUUCUAGCACAAAAAUGACAGUCAGCACAUGUAGUAUGACAGAUGACGGUAAAAGAAAAUGGGACAAAAAGUACUUCUGCCUGUAUUGCAAUGAACCACACCACAAAAUUGCAAGACAUUUAGAAAGGAUGCACGCGGAAGAAGCAGCUGUCGCUCAUGCUAUCAGCUUCCCCAAACUCUCCAAAAUCAGGUCUCUCUUGCUUGACCAACUCCGUAACAAAGGCAACUAUCUACACAACUUGGAAGUUCUUCAAAGUGGAGAUGGAGAAAUUGUCACAAAGAAAAGACCCUCUUACAAUGGUGUUUCUGUGCGGGACUACCUUCCCUGCCAAUACUGCUUAGCUUUUUUCAACAAAAUAGAUUUAUGGAAGCAUGAGGGCUCAUGUAAAGCCAGAAAAGGACAAGAUGAAAAGAGGGGAGGAAAAAGAGUGCGGGUCCAGGCUGCGUCCUCUCGACUUCUUCCACUGCCUGUCUACUCUACUGGAGGGUGUGAAGAAAUAAUACACAAUAUGAAUCAAGAUGACAUUCAAUGCCACAUCAAAAAUGAUCCCCUGAUAUGUAAAUAUGGCAAUGCAUUAUCUGCAAAGCAUGGCCAUGCCAAGUCACAGUUUACUUAUAUUAGUUCAAAAAUGAGGGAAUUGGCUAGAUUUGUACUUACUGUAAAUGAGAUGGACUGUGGUGUCCAAUAUCUGCAUGAGGUAUGUGUACCAUCCAAAUUUAAAUUGGCCGUUCAUGCUGCCAGGAAAAUGAGUGGUCAUGACCCUACCUCUGACAGGUACAAGACCCCAUCUCUUGCUUUAAAGAUUGGCUAUUCCUUGAAAAGAGCUACUGAAAUAGCUUUUGGGGAGAGUCGUAUGACAGAGGACCGUGAGGCAGAGGCACAAGCCAAAAGGUUCAUUGAGCUGCUUGAAAACAAUUGGAAUAACUGUUUUUCCGGUCUGUCCCUGAGUGAUGUCCCUCAGUGUGAUGAAGUUGAUGUGACUUCACUAACUGAGGAUUUGAUUAAACUUCAGAAGUUUCUGAAGGUUGCAGAGGACACAGCAAAGAGAGAAUUGCUCGAGAGCCCCACCAACGCUGUCUGGAAAAAGCUCAAUGAAACUCUUCUUGCCGAAAUAGCUCUCUUCAACAGAAAAAGGACAGGAGAGGUUGCGAAAAUGUUGUUGGAAACAUACACAAACAGAAAGAAAUCUCCAGCUAGUGCAGACAUUUUCAAUAGCCUCUCAAGGCUGGAACAGGAGCUUGGUGACGACAAAUUAACCAGGGUGGAAAUAGAAGGCAAAAAUGGUAGAACAAUGCCGGUCCUACUAACGGCGAGGAUGAUCUCAUCUCUUGAGAUCCUAAUUGCAAACCGAGACAAAGUUGGUGUGUCAAAGGACAACCCUUAUGUCUUUGCAAGGAGCCCCGAUGCAGCAAGCUACGUCAGAGGGUCCGACUGUUUGAGGAAAUUUGGACGUGCGUGUAAUGCAAAGAAUCCUGAAAGUCUGAUCCAUGCUACAGUGAGGAAAGAGGUUGCUAUCCAUUGCCAAAUACUGAACUUAAAUGAAAGUGAAUUGGAUCAGGUGGCAAAAUUAUUGGGACAUGACACCCAGGUCCACAAAGAGUACUACAGACUGUCUGAAAACGCAGCACAUCUAGCAGAAAUCAGCAAAUUGCUGCUUGCAAUGGAUCAGGUUCCAGUGGUAAUUCCAGGACCAUCUGAGGAAAGGAUUGUUUCACCUACAUAUGGGACAUAUCCAGCAGGGACAGAUUCUGCAAGGACAUAUCCUUCUGGCACAUAUCCCACUGGGUCAUCAUAUCCUACAGGGACAUAUUCAGCGAAGUCAUAUACUGUAGGGUCACAGCCUUUAAGGUCAUAUCAUGCUGGGACAUAUCCUUCGAAGUCAUAUCCUUCAGGAUCACAUUCUCCGAGGUCAUGUUCUGCAGGGACAGAUUCUGCGAGGGCAUAUCCUACCGGGAUAAAUCCUGCAAUUUCAUAUCCUACUGUGACACAUCCUGCAGAGACCUAUCAAGUAGCUUCAUAUGCUUCAGGGACAUACCUAGCAGAGACUCAUGAUGCAAGGUCAUGUACUGAAAAAACACAACUUGCAAAUGCAUGUCCUGCAAGUCCUUAUGACCUCUCAUCUCCUGCUAGAUCAUUUUCUUCAGGGAUGAAUCCUGUGAGGUCAUAUCCUGCUGGAACAUAUGCUGCGCAGACACUUCCAGCUCAAACACUUCCAGCACGUACAGUUAUUAUACCAACACUUCAUGCGCAUACACUUCCUGCCCAGACGCUUCCAACACAGACACUUCCUGUCGGGGCAGUGCCUGCGGGUGCAGUUCCUGUGGGGACAGAUAAGGUGGGCACAGUGUGGAAACAGAGGAUGUGGAGUGAUGCAGCUAAGGCUGCGGUGAACCGUCAGAUGGGACACUUUAUCUCAAUGAUGGAGGUUCCAGGUAAACGGGACUGUGAAGUUUGCCUGCACAAUGAACCAGCUCUAAGAGACAGGACAUGGAGGGACAUCAAAAACUAUGUGCACAACACAGUAAAAUCUAUAAAACGAAAGAAUGGCCUUACAAGAGUGGACCCCACAAAACAGACAAAGAAAGGAUUGGCAAAGAAACAAAAAGAAACAAUAGAGGCUAAGAGUGCUAAGGACUGGGUUGGUGGAACAAUGACAGUACCUGAACAGGGUCAAGAGGCAGGUCCUGUGGCAACACCAAGGAAACCAAAGAUAUGGAGUAAUGAGGCUCAGGCUGCGAUCAGGCGGCAGCUAGGAGACUUCACUAAACUGAUGAAGAUUCCAGGUAAAAAGGAAUGUGAUGCAUGUCUUGCAGCUGAACCAGCUCUGCAAGGCAGGACAUGGAAAGAUGUAAAAAACUAUGUGCAUAACACAUUAAAGACUAUGUGCAGGAGGCAUAGUUCAGGCAAACAAAACAUGGACCAUGAGAAACCAAGUCCAUAUACACAGGAUCCAGGGGUGCAACAGAAUCCAGGGGUGCAUCAGAAAUCAGGGGUGCCGUUGGGACUUCCAGAAGAGCCUCCUGUUUAUCUGUCCUUGUGAUUACCUUGAACUAGAACCUCCCAGGGUUCAAGGUAAGCAAGGAUGGAGAAAGGAGAAAAUUAUUGCUUUUGAUUUAAUCUGACCAUCCUGGCUCACUGAUCUCACUUUAUGACAUAAAGCAAGAAUUAAGUAGAAUUUGAACCAUACCACUACCUACUUUAUUAAUUGAAGUAUCUGUAGCAACUACAUAGUGACAUUAUGCAUGAACUUGUUCAGUCGAUAAGGGAAUUUUCAGAACUUCUUUUGAAUUGUAAAAUGUCCUUGGCACAGUGUAUUAUGUGGCGCCAAAACUCAAAGUCCUUUGGUAAAGGUCUCACAUUUGCAAUCAUGGCGAGAGGAGGCAAGUAAAGAUGGACUCAAACUAAAAAAGGUAUAUUUAACAAUUCCAAUUAUCCUUUUAUAUAAAAUCUGUCAAACUGAAUCUUCUGGGUCAGCAACAGCAACAAGGCUCAUGGACGCACUUUCGGAAUCCAAACUUACCCCAUGUUUCUGUAAGACCCAUGUUGCAUAGAAAUGCCCAAGAUAACUGACUGAAAUAUAUGCUCCACAUGCAUAGAUAACUAUGUACCAAGUACAGUGAAUGUUUUGUUUUCUUCAUAGAGGGAAAAAGUAGUGCAAACCUAGACAGUUAAUCUGAUGACCAUACUUUUUUGAUCACAUUACUGUUAUCCGUUACUUUCAUCAAAUGGAUCUGGAUCCAGAUGUAUAAAAUCUUAUGUGUAUUCUUGCCUGUACCGUUGUAUGUGUAGCUAAUGUAUAUGUGUAGGUUAGGUUUUGAGUUAAAGCAACUGACCAGCA